GAGAUCGCCCUAAUUUCUCCUCAGGUCCAGCACAUCAGAUGGAGCUCCUGUUGACAACUGAGACGCGCGCUAUAGCAAUCUGCAGGCACUAUUACCGGCACACAGAUAGGCAGCUAGACGAGUGUGCGCAAACCUAAAACCAAAACGACAUUCUGUGCACAUAUCUUUUAUUUUAUUUGAUCCUGGAUUACAAACUAGUUUAUAUAUAUAUGUGUGUGUGUAUAUAUAUUUGUCUGAUCUCUACAUCAUCUUGUCGUUCCGAGUCCUUAUUUUUGAAAAAAAAAAAAAAAACCUACAUCUGACUAAGAUUUUCUGAUACACAAAAUGGACUAGAAGAUUUAUUAGAAAACAAAUAAAGGAAAUCGACUUCUGAAAAACAGAGACUUACAAAGGAGGCGGUUCGACUAUCGGUUUUUGAGAAUUCAAGUGGAGACGCAUCCAUUUGUUGGAUGUUUUGUUUUCUGCUCUCGUUGAUCUAGCAAUAGACAUAACUGCGUUUUUUUUUGGGGGGGGGAUGUCAUUACAUUGUUAAACCACGUUGGAGAAAGUGAGUGGAAAUCGUCUGCAAGGACAUUGUCGCAGUUGGCAGCAGACAGGGCUGUUGCAAAUUAGUGGCCGAAUCACUCACACCUGUUUGGUGUUCUAACACCGUCAAGCUCCCCAUUCAUCUCAUUAUCUACCUGGCGGCUUAUCACAGGUAUCACUUUUUAUGGCGUGAGGAUUUAUUUCUCAAAAACAAACAACGACAGCCUGAAAAACUACUAGACAAAUGCAAGAACUGGGGCUGAACAGUCCUAAAGCUGGGUUUCUGCAAUUACAGGUUCGUUUGUUGCUCAUAAGUAACAGAACUAGGACCGGGGAGAAAGCCUAUUUGUGUUUGUCUUUUGAGAAGUGAAUGUGUGUUUUAAUUAGACCCAACAACAACAUCAACAAAAAGAACAUUUAAAUGCACAAUACUGUUACGCACCCGUGUCUGGCAAGCAAUUUGUUUUCUGCAUCAGCAGCGGAACCCUUCUUUUGUAGCAAGGGACCAGAGGGAAAUUGAUUUGUUAUUAUCUAUUAAUCGCUUCUCGUACAAUUGCUUCCAUUCAUUAAUAUGUACACCAGUACAGCUAAUAACAAUAAUCAAAAUUUAUAGAGCAAUCUGCUUCGGCGCCCUCAUUACAAGCACUGACGACUGCAACGGCGCUCCCUGGAUGGAAACGGAAGACAGGCACACAGUGCUAGAGUAAAUAAAACUGAAGGCGGCUGUACCGCUUAGACUCCAGAGAAACAACUCUUGUUGCUUUACACUUCGGUUAUUCAUUUCAGCUGCAGCCGCCUUGUUGUUCUGGCAUGUUUUAACUUAAUUGAGAAACAACUCGCUUCCCUUUUUCCAUAAAGCAAUCCAAAAGGAAAUACGUUUAUAUAUAUAUAUAUAUAUAUAUAUAUAUAUAUAUAUAUAUAUAUAUAUAUAUAUAGAUAUAGAUAGAUAACUAUAGAUAGAUAUAAAAAUGGGCACCGUCUUAUCUCUCUCCCCCAGCUCGAGAAAGGCCAGUUACUAUGAUGACGGCUCAGGGUCUCUUAGCCACCACCCGGGGGUCCAAAGCAGCAAGUCUGUAGGCGGUCAGAAAGACAGAAACAUCAAGCGGCACUCCAUGUUCAUCCCGGCCCUGACCUGGAAACGGUUAGUGGCCUCAACCAAGAAAAGGGGCUCCAAAAAAGGCAACGGCGCCCUCAACAACAACAACAACUACCAGAAGGAUGUGUCUCACCUGAACGACGAGAAUGUCAAGAAGUCUGUGUCCUGUGCUAACCUCUCUAGCUAUGAGGGGCAGACCCUGGCGCCGCUUCAGGGCACAAAUGGGAAGAUCCCUUCUGUCAAGAACGUCACCUCAAGCACUAACUUCCCCUCGGGUGGCUCCCCCAAGCGCGUAAUAGUCCAGGCCUCCACCAGCGAGCUUCUCAAAUGCCUGGGCGAGUUCUUGUGCGGGCGGUGCUACCGGCUCAAGCACCUGUCUCCUACUGAUCCCAUCCUGUGGCUGCGUAGCGUGGACCGAUCGCUUCUGCUGCAAGGCUGGCAGGACCAGGCCUUUGUAACGCCCGCCAACGUGGUAUUCGUGUACCUGCUGUGUCGUGACGUCAUCGAUGGGGACCUGGUAACCACGGAGCAUGACCUGCAGGCCAUGCUGCUCACCUGCCUCUACCUGUCCUACUCCUACAUGGGCAACGAGAUCUCCUACCCUCUCAAGCCCUUCCUGGUGGAAUCUGGCAAGGAGGCCUUCUGGGACCGCUGCCUGCGUAUCAUCAACACGAUGAGUGCCAAGAUGCUCCGCAUCAAUGCAGACCCCCACUACUUCACACAGGUCUUUGCUGACCUCAAGAACGAGGGCAGUCACGAGGACAUCAGUCACACCCUGGACCGAUGAACCCCCUCACCCUGCUACCACCUCGCUGACUCCCCACAACCUCCCUUUAGGCCCAUCCAGGUCUGGCCUGGGCACUCCCUGAAUUUCUCAUCAGGUUGGGCUGCUGCUGGAAUUUUGCUUUCAGUAGCUGGAGCUGAUCAGUACACUUUUCACUAGUGUUGGAAUGCUCAUCAAACAUUUCUUUGGCAUAUACAUUUUGUUAGAUGUUAUAUUUAAUUUAAAUAUGAAUAAUCUUUUUUUUUUAAUUUAAAUUUGUGUUAAUAUUGUUGUUCUGUUUAUUUUUAAUUUGUUAUAUGGUGCAAAUGAAGCUUCUUUUAUAUAACGCUUUAAUAAAGCAGGUCAGAAUUCACCAGUUUGACAACCCUGUUAACUUCAAGCAGAAUUGUCCAAAAUGUGGCUUCCCAUCCCUCCCUUCUGUCCCUUCCUCCAUUCCACCCUACCCCCUACACCCACUCUUUAAAUGGCCUAAUUAUACCUGAAUUGGAGACUAGCUGGGUCUUGUAGCGCUUUUACUGUCGCUGGUCCCAUGCAAAUCUUCUCUUUCUUACAGAUGCUUGCUAGGGUUCUGAUAUUUAAAAAAGGGACAGCUUUUAUAUGGGGGUUUGGUGCCUCCUAAGCUGAGCCUCUAGCCUCUCUGAAUGUGUGCAUAUGUAUUGAAUGUAUGUGAAUGUUGUUGUAAGUAUAUGGAAGUGUGUGUUUUUUUUAGUUGAGCUUUUCAGCAUUCAAAUGAGUACUUGAAUGUUAAGUCACAUGUCCUGUAUAUAUAUGUGGUAAUGUUGUAUUUAUUGUGUAACUAUGUACAUAUUUAUUUGUGUAUGCAUUAUAUAUACACUACAGUAUGUGUACAUGCCAUAUUAUACCUUAUGAAUGUGUGACUGCAUGUAUAUGUGUGUGAGUGAACGAAUGCAGAAUAUAUGUUGUCCCUUUUUUUUGUCAGUUGCACUUAUUUGAUUCACAACAUUUUCACUUGUGAACCAAGCGUGUCUGUGAGAGAGAGCGAGAGAUAAAAAUGCAUCGGAGCUGCUACCAUGGCAACAUAGAUAGCUGCAUUAUAGAGAGAAAAAGGUAUGUUUAGAGCGCUGUGAAUUGCAUGUCCUGCAGAUUACAGCGCUUCACAUGCUGUUUCAGAGUGAAGACAAAAGGAUGUUAAAUGGCACUUCUAAUAAUAAUGAUAUGAACACUACCCGUUCCUAAUUCAAAUGUGAUCAGUCACCUAUUCUCUGUCUCCCACUCCCCACCCCUCCCAUAUUUAGAAAUUAAUGAUUUUGACUUAGUCAAAGAAUAUUACAGUGGGUGCCUAUACAGGGCCCAAAGUGAGCCUUGGGAACAUGAUAAGAGCUCCCUGCCAUAAACAGAUUGCAAGGGAAGCCUUCUCAAUUAGCCUGUUAAAUGAGUGAAAAAGAAAUAUGCAGAGCAGGGGAGUCAAUGUUCCUUGCUCCAUUGCUGUAGCUCAAUCCAGGACCUGUGUUUGUCAUUGUCCUGCUGGACAGUCUCUUAUUAACACCCAUGCUGCAGAGCUCUGUGUGUACACUGUACAAUAAUGCUGUUGUAACUGGCAGCUGCAGAGGCACAGAUGUGCUUUAGGUAAACCAUGUUAUUCCAGAAUAGAAGAUCCUUUAUAGCCUUGCCACAGUUAUCAAAGGCACUAGAGGAGCAGGCAAGUCAUUAUCAUGCCACUGAUUGAUGUGAUUAAUACUUUUUAUUAAAAUGCUUUAAGAACAUCUGUAAUUCCUCAGACAUAGAACAUUGUCUAUUGUCCCAAUAUACUGGGUGGAUCUAACAGUGUCUUCUGGCCUGUUUAUUAUAGGGUUAGAUUCAAUCCACACUAUUUAUAUCUGUAACUGUAGCUGUGAUCAAAUCAACCUUAAACAAUUACACAAACAGUAGAGUGAAUCUAGUGUUAUCUGAAGGAUAUCCUCUGAGGAAAACUGUGUUGCUCUGUGCUAUUCUGUGUUGCUCUGUGCUAUAACUGAAACAGCCAGUGAGACAAACUCCUUCAUUGUACCAAGUAGAAAAUGCCAGUAUUGUUGAAAAACUGGACCGUUGUUAGUACAACUGGAAUACUGCAGUCUGUGUGUGUGUGCCUCUCCCAGUCUUUCUGUGUAAGGAGUAAGGGGGAGGGGGGCUGAGUUUGACACUACGAACCAGUCUGUACAGCUAGUGGGGACACCUCUGUCUUUAGUAAGUGCGCUGUUGAAAAAACAAGUUGUUUCUCUGUAACUGCCAUCGCUCUGUGAGUCUUGGUGACUUUGAGUUUGCUGCUAUAUUAUAACUGAUCAAUACACUUUUGUGUGCAUGUGAGUGUGUGCGAGCGUGAGAACAUGUGUGUCUGUGUGCGUGCGUGAUCCAAAAGUACUGUGUAAAUACAUUGCUGUAUAAUGAAAACUACAUCUUGCUACUGUGACAGUGUGCAUGCCAGCAGAUGUAUUCAAUGUGUUCUAAUUUUGUUGUAGAUUAAAUUACAUUUAAAUGUUUGGUUUGUUUAAGAAAAAAAACAAAAACAAAACACUGGUUCAUCUCUUUUAGGGGAAGAUGUAAAGAUAUUGCUAUCAGUGUUAUUAAAGUUUGUAUGUGAGCGAACAAGUUUACUUUGCGCCCGUGCUCCUACAAGGGCUCUUGUACUGUUCUGAAGAGCAGACAGGGGCUUUGCUAAUUAAAUCCAAUUUACUUAUUUCAUCCUCAUUUUGAAAAACGCGUUUUUCUAUAAAAAAAAAAAAAAAGAGUCAAACUAAUGUUUUUUGGGGUGUAAUCUUGUAACUGUGCUGCGAAUAUGUGACACCUCAUGCAACUUCACAUGUACUGGAGGCCAUUGUUUUGUUUUUCUUUCUUCCUGUUCUGUCACUUCCUCUUCAAGUUAUGGUUGCCCAUAUGUUUGUGUGACAGCCGGUUAUGAAAUCGAGCUGCACACAGCAGUUUUAGGAAACCAGAAACAUUGAAAGUUAAUUCUUUUGAAAAUAAAUUAUUUCUGCGCUGCUUGUUCCCAGUUUCUAACAGGGGUACUGUAAAGAGGGGGUGCAACAUUGUAUCAGUUUGUAGCCCCUAGGGAUUGUUUAGUGAUCCCUGCUGCUGUCUUCUUUUAACGUGACGCUUGGUUUACUCACUAAACCAGGAGAUUACUGUUAGGACCAUUUAGUAAACCAGACACUGCUCGAUUAUAGAUGCAAUAGGGUCACCGAUUCCCAUACAGAUCAAUAGCUGUCACUUGUACAGCAAUCCACAAUUGUGAAUGUUGUGGGCAGCCUGUAAAUUUGCUCUGUCAGUAGGAGUCUGGGGGGAGACCAGGAUUGGGGCCUGUUUUAUGGGUCCCUUGCCUACUCGGUCUUGUUACCAGGGUUACCUGUGAUGAUGAUGAUGAUGAUGAUGAUGAUGAUGAUGAUGAUGAAGCUAUGAACGUGUACAGUGGCUUUUGUGAAGUCACUGGAUUCUUUGUCAAGAAAACUUGAAAAAACUUGAAUAAAAAAAAAAGAUGUCACAGUUUGUUUUGUUUUUGUCAUUGAAUUCCAAUUCAAAGGUUUU
Messenger RNA from Polyodon spathula (Mississippi paddlefish), 5924 nucleotides. RefSeq names its product cyclin-dependent kinase 5 activator 1-like. The transcript has a single exon. Gene Ontology annotation, biological process: positive regulation of cyclin-dependent protein serine/threonine kinase activity; brain development; activation of protein kinase activity. Gene Ontology annotation, molecular function: protein kinase binding; cyclin-dependent protein serine/threonine kinase activator activity. Lineage: Eukaryota; Metazoa; Chordata; Actinopteri; Acipenseriformes; Polyodontidae. Bases 1494 to 2408 code for a protein of 304 amino acids. The record is from RefSeq and is a predicted model, not a curated record. Gene Ontology annotation, cellular component: protein kinase 5 complex; cytoplasm.